This is a messenger RNA of Paramuricea clavata, 408 nucleotides long. Lineage: Eukaryota; Metazoa; Cnidaria; Anthozoa; Malacalcyonacea; Plexauridae. The record is from the annotation of a GenBank genome assembly.
AUGAGUUUGAAAAAAGAAAGUUUUGGUUCAGAAAUUAAAAGACUUGCGUCGGAACGAAAGAGACGAAGGGUGCAAGAAAAGCGCGCCAGGUUGGAGGAGAAGAAACUUUUUUUGGAAGAGCAGGGCCGUCGCGUCGACGAAAUUAAGGAUAAACUUUUAUCUGGAAAAAAUUGGGAAAUUUUAUGUCGUAGGGUGGAAAUGGAAAAGAAGAGUUUUGAAUUCAGGUUGGAUCUGGAAAACGAAGAGAGGGAGAAUACGUGCGCUUUGCGAAAAAUUCUCGGUUAUGAUCGUUAUCUGGAAGAUGGUGGUUACGACGAGAUCGAAAUACUCAUCUGUCCUAAUGAGGUUGAUAAUACGGAAGAGGAAGUGGAAAAUUAUAUAAACAAUGGAACUCUGGUGUAUGGAUAG